CCUGCCCUUACCUUGGCAUGUAAUCUGCAUAGGACAGUGGCCUGGUCACAGGGGCCCAUUGUGGGGAGGUUGGGAAGUUAAAGAACACUCUGGUCUCCUCCAUCAUGUCGGCCAAGAAGGCAGAACUGAAGAAAACGAGCCUGCCUGAGCUCCUGAAAUAAUACCCACACGGUUUCCAUAAAGUUAUCUCCAAGGGCUUUCCCUGCUCAGGCCCCCGGCAGGGAGAAGGAGGCCUGCUGACCGGGCAGGUGCGUGCUCAUGAAAGGAAGAUAAGCUGACAAGAACAAGAACUAUAAGGCAGGGUGCCUGGAAAUGAAGCCAGAGCCGACCAAAGUAAGAAGCUUUUUUGAGGCCAUGCCGGCAGCCAGGCCUGAGACCCGUGGGGAGGUGACCUGGAGUCAGGGGUCAUUCGCUGUUCCUGGUGGCCAAGACCUGUCCCAGACAUAUGACUACAAAGCAGUAAAACAAGAAGGGCCGUUUACCAAACCAGGAGGGACGCACGAGCUAAGGAAUGAACUCAGGGAGGUGAGGGAAGAGCUCAAGGAAAAAAUGGACGAGAUCAAACAGAUAAAGGGCAUAAUGGACAAGGAUUUUGAUAAACUCCAGGAAUUCGUGGAGAUUAUGAAGGAAAUGCAGAAGGAUAUGGAUGAGAAGAUGGAUGUUUUAAUAAAUAUACAGAAGAACAGCAAGCUGCCCCUUAGAAGAGGGCCAAAGGAACAGCAGGAACUCAGGCUGGUAGGGAAAACAGACACAGACCCACAGCUCCGGCUCAAGAAGAUGGAGGGAGCUGAUGGAACACCACUUUCUCUUCACAAGAAGAUGAUGGCACUACAAAAACCAAAAAAGGGCCCUCUGGAUUCCCUUCACCAAUGCGGGCCAUGCUGCGAAAAAUGUUUGUUGUGUGCCCUAAAGAACAACUACAAUCAGGGCAGCAGAAAACUUCCAUAUCAGGCCUGGCCACCCUUUUCGUCCUUGGCUUCUGGAGCUGCUAUCUGAUUUAUCUGUACUGCCAGCCCUGCGUGGUGGAGGACAUGCUCCCAACCUAGCGCCGCCGCGGAACCCAUCAGCAGCUCCAGCUUUUCCUCCCCCCGCCCCACACUUCGAGCUGCACGGCUAAGGCUUGUGGCCCUUGGACCUGCCACCCUGCCCCAGGCCUACCCCCACCCGGAGAUUAAAAUCUUUGUUUAAAGCCAAA
Callorhinus ursinus (northern fur seal) is the source of this 1195-nucleotide messenger RNA. NCBI's taxonomy places the organism in Eukaryota, Metazoa, Chordata, Mammalia, Carnivora, Otariidae. The record is from RefSeq and is a predicted model, not a curated record.